Amyelois transitella is the source of this 935-nucleotide messenger RNA. RefSeq names its product transcription factor Adf-1. The coding region runs from base 27 to 737 and encodes 236 amino acids. Gene Ontology annotation, cellular component: transcription regulator complex; nucleus. The record is from RefSeq and is a predicted model, not a curated record. NCBI's taxonomy places the organism in Eukaryota, Metazoa, Arthropoda, Insecta, Lepidoptera, Pyralidae. The transcript has 2 exons. Gene Ontology annotation, biological process: regulation of transcription by RNA polymerase II. Gene Ontology annotation, molecular function: DNA binding.
CGAACCAGCGGAGCGGUGUGUACGUCAUGUCGUUAGACGAAAUCAUAGUGCAAGUGCAAUCACGACCUGAACUGUGGUGUUCCUCGCACCCUUGUUUCAAGAACAGGGCAAUCCACAAGAGGACGUGGCGGCACAUUUCGAAGGAGUUGGAUAUUGACGAAAUCACACUGAAAAAACGGUGGAAGCAUCUCAAGGACCAAUACAGAAAGGAGUUGAAGAAAGCCAAAAACGCACACAACGGAGAAAUUCCAGACGACUACCUCUCCUGCUGGCAGUGGUUCCCGUCCUUGUCCUUUCUAAAGGAUGAAAUCCUGAACGGCUCCGUCAAAGUGAACAAAUCAGUUUUGGUCUCCGACACGGACACGCAGAGCGACGAUGCAGAAGACAACAGUCCGACGAAAAAAUUCAAACAGAACGUGGAAAACGCCGCCAACAAGUCAUUGGACUCCAAAAAGGUGAGUAUAAUAAUGAAAAGGGUGAACGCGAUACACGAACUGGUCUCAAACAAAAGGACGAUUGGUUUGGACGACGCCACGAAGAACGAUACGGAUUACAUGUUCCUGAUGAGUCUACUGCCGUCCAUGAAACAGUUGACGGAGAUACAGAAGUUGCACUUCAGGGGGAAAAUCAACGACUGGCUGAUAGAAGCGAUGACGCAGAACGAGUAUAACAAUGGUGAUAGCAAAUUCUUCUUCCACACACAAGUGGCGGAGCUGCAGAAGGAGGAAGAAGACUGAUACUGGUGCAAGACGGUGGUGACGUUCAUGUUGAUCAUCGUGUUUGGACUGUUUGUGUACACGUGCAAGUGUUUUCUCUUGAAUAAAAUCUGGAGAUAUUUCUAAUAUUUUUUUUUUAUAGUGAUAUUGUGCGAUCUCAUCGGUUAGAAUUGGAUAAGAUUUGAAUUUGUUAACGAAUAUAAUGUCCAAAAUAUGAUU